Messenger RNA from Tetrahymena thermophila SB210, 753 nucleotides. Its product is annotated as small guanosine triphosphatase family Ras-related in brain (Rab) family protein. Gene Ontology annotation, biological process: protein secretion; regulation of exocytosis. The transcript has a single exon. NCBI's taxonomy places the organism in Eukaryota, Ciliophora, Oligohymenophorea, Hymenostomatida, Tetrahymenidae. Gene Ontology annotation, molecular function: GTPase activity; GTP binding. The record is from RefSeq and is a predicted model, not a curated record.
AUGAAUAAACCAAAUUUAAGGCAAUUCAAAGAUAACGUAGACUACGUUAUUAAGAUACUUCUAGUUGGUGAUAGUGCAGUAGGAAAGACUAAUAUUAUGCUUAGAUAUUGUGAUCAUGGAUAUAAAACAGCUCACAUGGUAACAGUAGGAGUCGAUUUUAAGAUGAAAACUAUAAAAGUAGAUUAGAAACAGCUUAAAUUAAUAAUUUGGGAUACUGCUGGACAAGAAAAAUAUUAAGCUAUGGCUUAAAGUAUAUAUAAUGGAGCUCAAGCAGUUAUUGUCGUAUACAGCAUUACUGAUAGAAAUAGUUUCAUGAAUGUCAGAAAUUGGAUUAAGUAAAUUUCAGAGCAUGUUCCAGAUUAGAUUAUUAUAACCCUAGUAGGAAAUAAAUGCGAUGAAAGCGAAAAUUAGAGAAAAGUUGAUAAAGCAGAAGGAUAGGCUCUAGCUGAUGAAUAUAAAAUUCCUUUCUUUGAAUCAUCAGCAAAAGAAAAUAUUAACAUAACAUAGUUAUUUGAAGAAACAGCUAGAUAAAUAAAAGAAAAAAUUUUAAAUGAUAUUAAUACUGUUGGAGACAGUGCAUAAAAAAUUAAAUUUGACACUUUACAGGUCGGUUCUCCAUCACCAUAAAAUAAUGAUAAUUUCAAAUUAACAGCAGAAAAAAGCAGAUAGUCUGAAUAAAUGUAUACGGAAACAACUCCUUUCGAUACAAAAACUCCUUAAUCAUAAAAUAAUGUUAGUAACUGUCAAUGCUGA